AUGUCCCCUUCUCGUAUAACCAUUCUGUUUCUUGCUGCCGCUGUUACUGAACUCUCCCAUGCAGCGACUCUCAUCUCCGCCGACUCCCCACUCACAGAUGUAAACGUUGUUCUCCCCCCUGCAGACAACGCCGUUACGAUAUCCCCUUCCUUCGUCUCCCUUUCAAUUGAACAGGACCGAUGGACGGAUUGGUCUGGUACAACUUCAAGCAACCAGUUCUUCUACAAUGCCAUGGAAAACCUGAAGAACCUUUCUGGCUCGCCCCCCGGAAUCAGAAUUGGUGCCAAUAGCGAGGACCACACCAACUUCGACCACGGUGUCCAGUACGCCGAAGACAUUUUCCCAGCUCCCAAUCCGACCACUCCGUAUCCUGAAGCAACCAAUAUCACUGUCGGAGAUAGUUACUAUACUACCGCCAAGUAUCUUUUGCCAGAUACUGAGGUAAUUUGGGGUGUCAACUUUGGACAAAACAACCUCACAGCCGCUAUCGUCGAAGCCACUUCUAUUAUGCAAGCGUUCUCCGGACCAGAAAUAUCUAACCUCGGAAUAUCCUUGAAAUUUUUGGAAAUAGGAAAUGAACCGGAUUUGUACAUGAACAACGGACUAAGGCCAAAGAACUACAACGUUACUCAAUAUGUCUCUGAAUGGACCCACUUUGCCGAUGCAAUUUUCCAAGAAAUAAAACUGAACGACACUUCCACUCGAUUCCUGGCGGGCGCCUUUGCAGGAUCAUCGUCCAAUCUCGAAGGAUUUUCUCCGCAAGCGAUCUUCAAUUUAGGCAUCUCGAACUCUCUCGCAGGACAAUACAUAGAAGCAUUUUCAGAACAUCAUUACCAGGGAACGUUUUGUUCUGGAUCUGAAGGUGUUCUUUCGGACCUAAUGAGCAAAGCUAAUAUUCGCGGUAACCUCUCACAAUAUGCAUCCGACAUCCAAGCUACCAACGAUCAAGGCUUCGACUACAUUCUUGGAGAAACAAAUAGUUACUCUUGCCAUGGCGCCCCAGGAGUAAGCAACACUGCUGGAGCUGCUAUAUGGGCAUUAGAUUACGCGUUAUACAGUGCAACACUUGGGAUCAAGCAAGUCUACUUCCAUGAUGGCAUCGGUUUCAAAUACAAUUUGAUUCAACCGCUCACGCUCACCCGCUCGAUUUUGGAUGGAUCCCCGUUAUCUGCACCGCUCUCACCACAUAUCCAACCUCAAUAUUACGCCGGCAUAGUGGCUGCAGAGGCCAUCGGACGAUAUGGGAACACCCUGAUAUCCGAGCUCCCUAUUGACAACCCUCAAAUAUCCGGCUACUCAUUUUAUGAUGAUUCCCAAGUGAAGAGAUUGGUUCUAAUUAACCACACCCCAUAUUUCCAAGCAGAUGCAACUGCCGGUACUCAGCGACCCGUUGCAAAAGUGAAGAUAUACUUUCCUGAUAGAUGUGGUACCCAAAACAUCGUGGCGAAGAUGUUGGAGAUUCAGCAUUCCGAUGACACAUCUGGCUUGACUUGGGGCGGUCAGUCGUACGAAACUUCAGAUGGAUUAAUUGGUGGCUUCGUUUCUGCGAGAACUGUUGCGUCAAACGAGUACUUAGGUAUUCCCGCGUCUCAAGCAGCUCUUGUAGCAUUUCAAUGCUCUUGA
Lentinula edodes (shiitake mushroom) is the source of this 1623-nucleotide messenger RNA. Its product is annotated as glycoside hydrolase superfamily. The transcript is spliced from 11 exons. NCBI's taxonomy places the organism in Eukaryota, Fungi, Basidiomycota, Agaricomycetes, Agaricales, Omphalotaceae. Bases 1 to 1623 code for a protein of 540 amino acids. The record is from RefSeq and is a predicted model, not a curated record.